Messenger RNA from Globicephala melas (long-finned pilot whale), 1113 nucleotides. Its product is annotated as tetraacyldisaccharide 4'-kinase-like. Gene Ontology annotation, cellular component: plasma membrane. Lineage: Eukaryota; Metazoa; Chordata; Mammalia; Artiodactyla; Delphinidae. Gene Ontology annotation, biological process: lipopolysaccharide core region biosynthetic process; lipid A biosynthetic process. The record is from RefSeq and is a predicted model, not a curated record. Gene Ontology annotation, molecular function: lipid-A 4'-kinase activity; ATP binding.
AUGAAGAAGAAAGGACUCUUACAGCGUUGCUUACUCGCUCCAUUCAGCCUGCUGUAUGGAGCGGUAGUAACAACUCGUAAUUUCCUUUUUGACAUAGGAAUACUCCCUUCGGAGACUUAUCCUAUACCUAUUAUUUGUGUGGGGAAUAUCAGCGUGGGAGGGACAGGCAAAACGCCCCACGUAGAGUAUAUCAUCAAACUACUGCAAGAUGAUUACCGAAUAGCAGUUCUGACACGUGGUUAUAAGCGUAAAAGCAAAGGGUUGGUCGUCGCAACGGAAAAUUCUACAGUGGAGGAGAUUGGCGAUGAACCAUUACAGAUAAAGCUCAAAUAUCCUAAAAUUCAGUUGGUCGUAGAUGGCAAUAGACGACGUGCUAUGGAUUAUCUUAUGUCCCUCAAGGAAGAUGAGCGUCCAGAGCUUGUCAUUAUGGACGAUGGCUUUCAGCACCGCUACGUUAAGCCCUCCUAUUCCGUCCUGCUGAUAGAUAUUAAUCGUCCUAUAGUUGCGGAUUAUCUACUGCCCUUGGGUAACUUGAGGGAGCGUGCAUCAGCUCGCUACAGAGCUAAUAUGAUUAUCGUAACGAAGAAGCCUAAGACCUUUCAACCUAUUGAUCUAGUGCUUUUUGAGCGUUGUCUAGACCUAUACAAGUAUCAGCAUCUAUAUUUCUCUGGGAUAGAGUAUCAAGAGCCACGACCUAUUCUGAGCUUGAGAGCUAAAGAGCCUAUGAGACCGACGAUAGAGCUGAAUAAGCGUAGUAAGGUGAUCGCGGUAUCAGGUAUAGCCGUCCCAACGCCUUUCAUAGAGUACCUUAAGGAAACGUACUCUUAUGUAGAUAGUAGAUGCUUCUCGGAUCAUCACAACUUCUCAAGGAAGGAGCUAACAGAGCUAAAUGAGUACUAUCAUAGCUUGAAGAUGGUGGUUACAGAUGAGCUGUAUUUCAUCUGUACGGAGAAAGACGCAGUACGCCUAUCAGCUCUAAAGGAUUAUAUAGAUGAGGAGCUACUUCAGCACUUCUAUUACCUACCUAUCACCAUAACAUUAGACAAUAAAGAAGAGGAAUUUAAGACAUUAAUUAGGCAGGCAGCUGAUGCCUCAUUGCCUACUUUACAAUAG